AUGUUGGAGGAUUUGAGGGACAAGGCCGAGGUGCCCCUGACGGCGCAGUCGCUGCGGCUGCUGGCGCGCCCCGAGCUGGGGGCCGUUGGGGUGGCUGCACAAGGGGCGGCCCCUGCACAGACAGACGGUGGUGACGUGUCUGGGGCGCUGCCCCGGGGGGGUCCCGAGGCACCCCCGACUGUCCCGUGCUGGGCACCGAGGCCGGGGACGUGCUGGUGCUGGACCCCGAGGCCUUCACCGUCAUCUGCAAGGGCUGGGUCCCGUCCCCCCCCGCGUUCGUGGCUCCGCGCGGCCCCGGGGACGGGCGGUGCCGCCUGGGGGUGGCGUGCAGGGACGGGACCCUGCGGGGGCUCAGCCGGUCCCGGGAACAGGCGUUUUGGGGGUGCUGGGCUCGCGCCUCGCGGGGUUGAUCCCCCAGGACUGGGGGCUCCUGGCAGCCACGGCCGACGGGACCCUGCAGGCCUUCAGCCCCCAGGGCCGCCGGCUCUGGGCUCUCCGGCUGCCGGCCCCAUCCGCGGCUGGCGGGGGCUGCCCGGGCGGGGGCUGGGGGCGGCCCUGGUGGCCUUGGGGACCCCCCCGGGCCCCUCAGGGGAGCUGCGCCUCUACCGGGGCCGGACCUUGCUCUGCACCCUCAGAACGCAGCUGGGGAACCCCAAACACCCCAAAUUCUCCUAA
Molecule: messenger RNA, 675 nt
Organism: Camarhynchus parvulus
Lineage: Eukaryota; Metazoa; Chordata; Aves; Passeriformes; Thraupidae
Product: basic proline-rich protein-like
Exons: 8
Coding region: 1-675 (224 amino acids)
Source: RefSeq, a predicted model, not a curated record